Drosophila eugracilis is the source of this 3398-nucleotide messenger RNA. RefSeq lists its product as uncharacterized. Gene Ontology annotation, molecular function: UDP-glycosyltransferase activity. The record is from RefSeq and is a predicted model, not a curated record. Bases 20 to 3193 code for a protein of 1057 amino acids. Lineage: Eukaryota; Metazoa; Arthropoda; Insecta; Diptera; Drosophilidae. The transcript has 5 exons.
UCAGAGAAGUGCGGUCGCAAUGAACUUGCACCUUAAUACUUUGCUUUUACUGUUUAUGGCCUUUUUAGGCCAGACAUGGGGCUACUCUUAUCUGAUGGUGAGCCAUACGGCAUCGAAAUCCCAUCAUGCCGUCGGACUAGCGUUAGCCAAAGGUCUAGCUGCCGCUGGUCAUGAAGUAACUUUGAUAUCACCAUUUCCACAAAAGCAACCUAUUAAGAAUAUAAUCGACGUGGAAACACCGAAUAUUAUCACCGUAAUGGGAGUUCACAAGGCGCGAAUCCUGGAGAAUGCCAAGAAAAAUGUAGUACAGCGUUAUCCAAGGCUGAGCUUGAUGGGUUUGGAUUUGACAGAGGCUCUUUUCAAGGCUCCGGCCGUGCAGGAGCUAUUGACUCAAAAGCGAACCUUCGAUGGAGUCAUUGUUGAGACCUUUAUGAACGAUGCUCACUACGGAUUUGCUGAACACUUUGGAGCUCCAUUAAUCUCACUGAGCAGUUUGGGAGCCACUGGAUGGACCUCUGAUCUGGUGGGCACACCAUCACCACCUUCAUAUGUGCCGCAUGCUUUACUGCAAUUUAGUGAUUACAUGAACUUCUGGCAGCGAGCACAGAAUCUAGGAUUUCAGACUUAUGAAUUUAUCUAUCAGAAUUUGAUAAAUCUUCCCAGACAUGAGGCCCUAUAUAAGAAGUAUUUCCCCAAUAACAAACAGGACUUUUAUGAGAUGCGCAAGAGUACAUCGUUGGUGUUACUUAACAAUCAUGUUUCUCUCAGCAAUCCACGUCCUUAUUCACCAAACAUGAUUGAAGUUGGUGGAAUGCACGUGAAUCGAAAGGCUCCAAAGCCUCUGCCCAAGGAUAUCCGGAAAUUCAUCGAGGGAGCCGAACAUGGUGUUAUUUAUUUCUCAUUGGGUUCCAAUCUGAAUAGCAAAGAUUUACCCAAGAAGAAGCGAAAAGCCAUUGUUGAGACUUUAAGGGGCCUCAAGUAUCGAGUACUUUGGAAAUACGAGGAAGAAAACUUUGUUGAUAAGCCAGAUAAUGUGUUGGUAUCCAAGUGGUUCCCGCAGGAUGAUAUCCUGGCUCAUGACAAAGUAAUUGCCUUUAUAACCCAUGGCGGGCUCUUGAGCACCAUGGAAUCAAUUUACCAUGGCAAACCAGUUGUUGGAAUUCCCUUUUUCGGUGAUCAAUUUAUGAAUAUGGCGAGAGCCGAACAAUCGGGCUAUGGAAUCACUGUAAAAUAUGCUGAACUAUCUGCUCCUUUAUUCCGAUCUGCCAUCGAUAGGAUUACCACUGAUCCUAGCUACCUUGAGAGGGUCAAGAUCAUAUCCAAUCAAUUUCGGGAUCAAAAGGAGACGCCUCUGGAGCGGGCUGUAUACUGGGUAGAGCAUGUGACUCGUCAGAAGGGUGCCAAGUACCUGAGAAGUGCCUGUCAGGAUCUGACCGUUAUCGAGUACCACAACCUGGAUGUGUUGGCAGCAUUCUUUACGGCUCUCGGCCUAGUUUUCAUUUUUGUUUUUCUAACAAUUCGAUUUCUAGUUUCUAAGGUGAAAGGUAGCUCUUUGAAAUCUAAAAGUUCUAAGAAAAAAUUCGGAAAACUACAAAUUAAAACAAAAAUGAAACCAACAUCUGGCCAAACCAGUUUUCUGGCCCUGCUGCUGGUAUGCCUGCUGAGCUGCGUGUCUGCCUAUAACUACCUGAUGGUCCUCCAUACCGCUGCUCGAUCGCAUUACCAUGUGGGUUCAGCCCUGGCCAAGGGACUAGCCAAUGCGGGUCAUCAGGUGACAAUAAUCUCACCAUUCGAGCUGAAGAAACCGAUAAAAAACAUAAAAGAUGUUCAGGUCAAGAGCAUUCUUGCAGUCAUGCAAGAAAGAAUGGCCAACCUAUUGGAAUCAUCCAAGGAGCCAAUAAUCAAGCAGAUCAUUGAAUUCCAUGAGAUGGGCCUUAGUCUAACGGAAAGAUUGCUCAGUGAACCCAUAGUGACGGAGCUAAUGAAAUCUAAUCAGACCUUUGAUGCCGUCAUAUCCGAGGUUUUCCUCAACGAAGCUCAUUUCGGAUUUGCAGAACAUUUCAAGGCGCCGCUUAUAGGUCUGGGUACCUUUGGAGCCAUCAGUUGGAAUACAGAUCUGGUUGGAUCUCCUUCUCCUCCCUCAUAUGUUCCAAGUGCAUUGCUAAAGUUUAAUGACCAUAUGUCACUGGCCGAGCGAGUGGGCAAUCUGGCUUUCCUCACCUACGAAUACCUUUUCCUUAACUACUUCUAUCUGCCGCGCCAAGAAGUCCUUUACCGGAAGUUUUUCCCAAAUAAUAAGCAGGACUUUUAUGAGAUGCGCAAGAACACUGCAUUGGUUCUGCUGAAUCAACAUGUAUCGCUUAGUUUCCCUCGCCCAUAUUCACCCAACAUGAUUGAGGUGGGCGGUAUGCAUAUCAAUCGAAAGCGCCAACCGCUGCCCAAGGAUAUCCAGGAGUUCAUCGAGGGAGCCGAACAUGGAGUUAUAUACUUCUCAAUGGGUUCUAACCUAAAGAGCAAAACACUUCCCUUGGACAAACGUCAGGCAUUGAUUGACACUUUUGCCCAACUAAAACAAAGAGUUCUGUGGAAGUUCGAGGAUACUGAUUUACCUGGAAAGCCAGCCAAUGUCUUUAUUUCGGAUUGGUUCCCCCAGGAUGACAUCCUUGCCCAUGACAAUGUGAUAGCCUUUAUUACCCACGGUGGUUUGCUGAGUACCACCGAGUCGAUUUAUCAUCGCAAACCCUUUGUGGGCAUUCCAAUCUUUGGCGAUCAGUUCCUGAACAUGGCUCGAGCAGAACAGAAUGGUUAUGGAGUAACUGUUCACUACGAGGCUUUAACUGCUCCCAAACUUUUGGAGGCCAUUCAACGACUUAUUCAAGAUCCGGAGGCCAGGCAGAAGGUGCGCGACAUGUCCGACAGGUAUAGGGAUCAACCCGAGACACCGUUGGAGCGAGCUGUUUUCUGGGUGGAGCACGUGUCCCGACACAAGGGUGCCAAGUACUUGAGGAGCGCCUCCCAGGAUCUGAACUUUAUUCAAUAUCACAAUCUGGAUGCCAUGUUUAUCCUAUAUGGCGGUAUAAUAUUUGUGUUCUAUUGUAUUUUCCUGCUGGUCCGUUGGGUGUGGCGUCUAUUGCAGGAAUUCUUCCUCAAGAAAGCUAGUACUAAGUCAAAACAAAAAGUCAAGAAGAACUAAGCUAAAGUUAUGGCUAAUUCUAGCAUCCAUGACCAGUUUUAACUUAGGGUACCUUAAAAUAAAUGCGGUGCUUACUGAUUAAAUGGUGGAGAUUUGUAGCUUUAAUAGAGUGCAAUAUUCUGUUGGUGAAUAUAUUUUUUAUAUUUAUUUUUCUCAAAUCCAAACCCUCCCAAUUUAAAUAAACUAAACUGCACUUUUUCUUUGA